Molecule: messenger RNA, 1373 nt
Organism: Sitophilus oryzae (rice weevil)
Lineage: Eukaryota; Metazoa; Arthropoda; Insecta; Coleoptera; Curculionidae
Exons: 2
Coding region: 124-1158 (344 amino acids)
Molecular function (GO): sequence-specific DNA binding
Source: RefSeq, a predicted model, not a curated record
CGUCAAUUUGUCGUGGACAUAUGUUCUGUGGUCGUUGUCAAAAGUGUCAAGUGUCAAGAGAACACUAUCUAUCUAUGGAGAAUACCUAAACAAGAGAACAAGAUAAAAAAAGCGGCUUUUAAAAUGGGUGGAUGUCGUUGUUCAUAUAAAAAUUGUACGAACACCACGAAAACAACCGAAAAUAUUCACUUCUUUCACUAUCCAGUUAAACACCGAGACAGGUGUAUAGUAUGGAUCGAGAACGCAUGCAAAAAGGAAUUCUACAAUUUGGAAGAGGACCAGUUAAGGAACAAGGUGGUUUGCGAGCAACAUUUUGACCCUCGGUGGUUCCCAAAUCCCCAAAGAAAGAGACUGUUACAGAACGCCGUACCAACUCUUGAUGGAGACGCCAUAGAAAGUUUACCUAAAAUAGCUAAAACCGAACCCGAUAAUGUGCCCUUCUUCCCAUCUUCGAAUCAGUACAAGGAUAUUAAAGUGGUACCUGCCAACGACGACGGUACGGUUUUCGUUUUAGACACAGAAAAUAUGUUUACAGUCUCACCAAAAAUCGAAUCAUAUGUUAUUAAAAACGGAGUUCUCGUCCCUACGAACUCCAACAAUGCUCCAUCUAAAAACGUAAAAAAUCUUUCGAAUCAACCAAAACCAGUAGCCAAUAUAAAUGCUUGCCCGGGUAUCCCAGGUCCUUCAAAACCACCUCUAGUGAAGCAAGAAAUUCCUGAAACGUGUGAACCCACUACCAUGGAACAGGAAGAUGAUGUCAGUUUAUUAAUAUAUGAUGAUAAUAUCAAUGAAUCUUCGGACUUGGAAGAGAAAAAGACAGCAGGGGCAUCACUGAAGAAUUUGGUGUCAAGAAAUUAUUUACGUAAAAUCAAGCAGCACAGCAGAGAUAUUGCUUCAAUAAAGAGAAUGUUAAAACAGAAAAGGAUUGCUGAAGAGAAACCUAGCAGAAAAUCUAUAAUAGAUGCCUUAAGGAGUGACAUACCCCCAUCCUUAUUAACUGUAAUAAGCUUAAUUCUAGGAGAAAAAAAUGAAUUAAAUGAUGAGGAUGUAGAAUUCUUUACGACAAUUCAUAGGUCAUCUUCUGAUGUUUAUCAAUUACUUUCUGAUAAAUACAAAUGGAACUUACCAAGUGUUGAUAUAGUGGAAGGUCCUGAAUAGGGAUACUUAACGUCUCAAGAAAUAGCAAAAUGUGUCAAUAUUUUUAUAUUUCUUUUUUAUAUAAAAAAACAGAACGAAUAUUUAAAAGUAUUAAUCUAUUUAUCUUUAUUUUCUAUUGAAAUAACAGAUUUUGCCUUCUUACUUAUCUUAAAUUAUGUGUUUCUCUGUGUAAUCAAUAGAUUUUUGUUACCUAGAAAUAAACUAUAAUGAAUCUA